Paramormyrops kingsleyae is the source of this 1367-nucleotide messenger RNA. It is a transcript of the gene ripply3, whose product is annotated as ripply transcriptional repressor 3. Lineage: Eukaryota; Metazoa; Chordata; Actinopteri; Osteoglossiformes; Mormyridae. Gene Ontology annotation, biological process: negative regulation of transcription by RNA polymerase II; embryonic pattern specification. The record is from RefSeq and is a predicted model, not a curated record. Gene Ontology annotation, cellular component: nucleus.
UUGAACGUUAGCAGCGCAUUAACUUUUUCGCAAUACAGUAUCUCUGCAGAUUUGUCUCUAUAAAUGUUUUAGAUGAACUAUCUUGCUAAAUUCUAUGAAAUUACAUGUACAUGCCUGUGCAUUAACCUCCAUUAAUUAACCUAUAACCUAACUCAACCUAGUAAUUAUUUGGACCGAAGUCAUGCAGACAGGUACUUGACUGCAGAAGAUAAAUCUCGCAAAAUCCCCCCGCCCGCCCCUUCCCAUUCAGCUAGUCCUCUUGUUUACCCAAGUGGACGGAUCUGAUGUGAAAGCCUUGAUAACUGCACUUGCCUUUGUGGCACCGCUCAGUUUGAGGAGUCUCCUGAGAGAAACGUGAUGCUCCCGCACAGCAUGGACGGCCAGUCCGCUGCUCAGCAAGCCAAGACGCAUGUGAUGCGCUCCUACCGCGGCAGCAGCGGCACGCCCGGGCCUCCCAUUCCCAUCGGGCAAACCAAAAGUUACCCCGUGAUCUGGAGACCUUGGGUACUGACAAGUAGAGACAAUGAAAUGCGCCAAAAGUGGGUUUCUGGGAGCUUGGAAUCGGCUAACAGACAGACGUCAAAAUCCGCUUCAGGCUUCCAGCACCCUGUCAGACUCUGUAUGCCCAAGUCGAAAGCGCAGGAGUACCUGUCCCAUUUAGGAUGGAAGGUUCUGGCAAGCUUCCCUGUUCAGGCCACUCUCCACUUCUACAAUGACGAAUCCAGCUCCGAGGAUGAAGACGAGGUGGAGGAGGAAGAUGCACAGGCGACAGAGGAGCCUUAGCGGGUUUGGCCCCCACCCCCACCCGGCAUCUGUCGGAGCGGAGGGCCUCCGGUGUUUUGGAAACAGCGCCGUGAGUGAACUCUGGCACUGGAGCAUCGGGGGUGACAGGAAACGCGCCUUGGCCGUGUCAAGGACCCAGGGAGGAUAAUCACUACAGACGCAAACAGGAAGCGGAGCAGGGACACGCCGUCGCCACCCUGUGACCACGCAGAGGAUUCACCGUUUGUGCUGCAGGAGGGUAAACAGACCUUUAACCUGACCAUGGCUGCAUAUCCCUCUGCCCCAUCCUGCUCUCUGCUGACGGUGUAACACUAACGGCGCCUUCGUGUCCCUGCGUCUUAUUGAAAUACCGCAGUUGCUGUGCAGCAGUCUGCUUAUCUGGUUGCAUCUUUUCAAAACAGAAUGUGGAGGUUUUACCACAACACAAAAAACAUCUCUGAAAUGUAAAACAUCCAUAAUUUCUGGGCUGUGUGGAGAAAAUGUAUAAAAUGUAAAUACUCAUGUUUUGUUGGUGGUUUUGGUUUGUGGACCUUGGCGGUAUUUUCUCAUUUGUUUUUAAUAAAGAGUAUUUUCUAGUUUUCAGA